UUAAUAGCGACUGGUGGACAAGGUGGCGUUCCGAACACUGCUUUCGUCACAAAUCAAUUUCGUACACCUAAGUUCGCUCGGCGGGGUGAGCCUGGUGAGCAUCUCAAACUAAGUCUGGAAUUGAAAUUGCUCGCAGAUGUCGGUCUAGUUGGCUUGCCGAAUGCAGGUAAAAGUUCUGUUUUAGCCGCUCUUACUAGUUCCAAGACUAAGAUAGCAAACUAUGCAUUCACGACGCUUAAACCGGAAGUUGGCGUCGUCAAUACUGACAGCCUUGAGCCACGCUUUACAAUACUUGACAACCCUGGAUUGAUAGCUGAUGCAGCGCAGAAUAAAGGUCUUGGACAUACAUUCUUACGCGCAGUGGAACGUGCUCUUGUGCUAGUUUACGUCGUUGACUUCUCGAAAGAUGAGCACUUGGAUGACCUCGACACGCUCAUUAAAGAGCUCAACGAGUAUAAGGAUGGAUUAGCCCAAUGUGGUACUGUUAUAGUUGCUAACAAGGCCGAUCUCAUGGGUGGG
Messenger RNA from Wallemia mellicola CBS 633.66, 519 nucleotides. Its product is annotated as P-loop containing nucleoside triphosphate hydrolase protein. The record is from RefSeq and is a predicted model, not a curated record. The transcript has a single exon. Gene Ontology annotation, molecular function: GTPase activity; GTP binding. Lineage: Eukaryota; Fungi; Basidiomycota; Wallemiomycetes; Wallemiales; Wallemiaceae. Gene Ontology annotation, cellular component: mitochondrion. The annotation marks the transcript as partial.